AUGGGAACAAGGAUAGUACCAACAGACAAGAUCAAUCUAAAACUGUUAACGACAAGUGAUAAAACAGCCGAAUUUUUAUUUUUACCUAGUGAUACAGCUGCCGACGUCGCUCGAUAUGUUUAUGAAAAUUGGCCUGAGUCUUGGAGUGAUGAAAAACACGUUGAACGCUAUGAAGUUUUAAGACUAAUUUAUCAAGGACGUUUUUUACAUGGUAAUGUGACAUUGGGUGCAUUACGCCUGCAAGGAAAAACAACUGUCAUGCAUUUAGUGCCGAGAGAAAAUCUUCCCGAUCCUGUUGCACAAGAUCAAAAACGAAAACAUAAAACAACAAGUGAGAGUGUCACUGAUCAAAAUGAUUCAACGACAACUAAUCGUGCAGGAACUCUAGCAGAUGGAACGACCACAUCGACAUGUUGUGAUUCCUGCGCUUGUUGCAUAUGUUGA
This is a messenger RNA of Didymodactylos carnosus, 444 nucleotides long. The record is from the annotation of a GenBank genome assembly. NCBI's taxonomy places the organism in Eukaryota, Metazoa, Rotifera, Eurotatoria, Philodinida, Philodinidae.